This is a messenger RNA of Nelumbo nucifera (sacred lotus), 1554 nucleotides long. Its product is annotated as beta-fructofuranosidase, soluble isoenzyme I-like. The record is from RefSeq and is a predicted model, not a curated record. NCBI's taxonomy places the organism in Eukaryota, Viridiplantae, Streptophyta, Magnoliopsida, Proteales, Nelumbonaceae. Gene Ontology annotation, molecular function: hydrolase activity, hydrolyzing O-glycosyl compounds. Gene Ontology annotation, biological process: carbohydrate metabolic process.
AUGUAUACCGAUCCCUUCCGGAUCUGUCCCGACCUCGAACGUGCUGUCUCAUACCCUUACAACCCUCUGCACAAUGAAGUUGAACAAGAGGGAACUCCGGUGCCUGGCCGGAGACCGAUAAAAGUGAUAUCAUCUAUAUUGUUGAGUGGAAUCUUUGUUUUAGCUUUGGUAAUGGUGUUUCUCUGUGUUCAAAGAUCACAAGAGCCAUUAACAGAUGUAAUGGAAAGGAAUCAUCAUCACUCACUUCCAUCUUCUACACCUGUGGGGGUAUCACGUGGGGUAUUGGAAGGGGUGUCGGAGAAGACUUUCCGUCUCUAUUCUAACAAAGGAGGAGUCACGUAUCCAUGGACCCAACCCAUGUUGUCUUGGCAGAGAACGGCUUACCAUUUUCAACCCGAAAAGAACUGGAUGAAUGAUCCUAAUGCGCCAAUGUAUUACAAUGGAUGGUACCACCUAUUCUACCAAUACAACCCUGAGAGUGCAGUGUGGGGCAACAUAACGUGGGGCCAUGCCAUCUCAAAGGACCUCAUCAACUGGGAGAAUCUUCCUUUUGCCAUGGUCCCUGAUGAAUGGUACGAUAUCAACGGUGUCUGGACCGGUUCGGCCACGCUGCUCCCCGAUGGUUCUAUCGUCGUCCUUUAUACCGGCUUCACCAAAGACAAGGUUCAGGUCCAGAACCUGGCCUACCCGGCCGACCCCUCAGAUCCUCGUCUCAUCCACUGGGUUAAGUAUCCCGGCAAUCCGAUCCUGGUUCCACCGCCCCAUAUUCGCGACUUGGACUUCCGAGAUCCCACCACCGCCUGGUUCGGUCCCGACGGCCAUUGGCGCGUUGCUAUCGGCUCCAAGAUCAACGAUACCGGCAUUUCUCUAGUGUAUCAUACCACCAACUUCACCACCUACGAGCUUUUGGAUGGACUGCUCCAUGCCGUUCCCGAAACCGGAAUGUGGGAAUGCGUGGACUUCUAUCCUGUCUCAACCACGGAAAAGAAAGGCCUGAACACGUCGGACAAUUGGCCUGGAGUGAAGCAUGUGCUCAAGGCCAGCCUCGACAACACUAAGAUAGAUUACUACGCGCUCGGAACUUACUACGUAGAGAAUGAUACAUGGAUCCCAGACAAUGAAAUGGCGGAUGUGGGAUUUGGGUUGCGCUAUGAUUAUGGUAAGUAUUAUGCUUCCAAGACAUUCUACGAUCAAAACAAGCAGAGAAGAGUGUUGUGGGGUUGGAUUGGUGAGAGCGACAGCGAGGACGACGACAUAAAGAAGGGCUGGGCAUCAGUUCAGAGCAUUCCAAGGGUGGUGCUGUUUGACCAGAAGACUAGGAGCAAUCUACUUCAAUGGCCAGUGGAGGAGGUGGAGAACUUGAGAUCGAAUCUUAAGGAAUUUAACAAAGUGGUAGUCGGACCUGGAACAGUCGUGCCACUCGACGUCGGCACAGCGACACAGUUGGACAUAAGUGCCGAGUUUGAGAUAGACGGUAAGGCAUUAAAAGGGGCCACCAGAGAUGACAUUGUUGGUUACAACUGCGUCGUGGGUGGUGGGGCGAACUACUUGUGA